This is a messenger RNA of Oryzias latipes (Japanese medaka), 3553 nucleotides long. It is a transcript of the gene fosl2, whose product is annotated as FOS like 2, AP-1 transcription factor subunit. The record is from RefSeq and is a predicted model, not a curated record. Gene Ontology annotation, biological process: regulation of transcription by RNA polymerase II. NCBI's taxonomy places the organism in Eukaryota, Metazoa, Chordata, Actinopteri, Beloniformes, Adrianichthyidae. Gene Ontology annotation, cellular component: nucleus. Gene Ontology annotation, molecular function: RNA polymerase II cis-regulatory region sequence-specific DNA binding; DNA-binding transcription factor activity, RNA polymerase II-specific.
CUAACAGCAGCGGAUGAGCUCUCUCUACUCAUCCAGACUAGACCCCUCCCCUCCCCUCCCCGGCAGGAAUUGCAACGCCUCUGCGUGACGUGGGUUGUGUCGUUGGUGUUGAAAAGCCGUUGCAGUUCUUCAUAGUGCCAUUGAAGUGAGUCAUCUCUAGGAAGUGGGCUAAAAGGGAAAAGAAACAAGUUCGAGGUGUUCCGCGAACAGCAGCCAGCUCCGCGUUCAGCAGUAGGCCAGGCGACGGAAAAAACGCAGAAACUGAAAACAGGCACGCGGGGCUUUAAAGCCAACCUUAGCGCGCGUGAGUCACUUCAGGCUCUCUGGCCCCCGCCGGAUCUGUUUGCUGUUGGUGCGCUUCUGACUUUAAGCUAAAGUUUGCGCACCUGAGAGGACCUUUGACAGAAAAAUUCACCUCCGACUCAGGCUAAUAAGAUCCGAUUUUACCCGCAGGAAUAAAGCAAAAAAAAAAAACAAACAAAGUAACCUUUAACUUUGAUCAUCAGUAGGAUGUUCUAGAUCGGGUCUCAGAAACACAGUUGCACUUUUCCCCUCGGCAGCUCGCUCCUCGUUUUUUGUUUUGUUUUUUCCCUGUUGGUGCCUUCGUUCCGCGAGGAUUUUGGUGACAGAGGCCCCAGCGCUCCAAACAGUUCUCUAAAAUCUUCCUCUUCCCUGGAUCAUGUACCAGGACUACUCCGGGAACUACGACACCUCGUCCCGCGGCAGCAGCACCUCUCCGGCCCAGCCAGAGUCCUUCACGAGCGGCAGCAGCACGAUCGGGAGUCCGAUCUCUACCUCAAGCUACCAGAAGUACAGGGCUGACAUGCCAGGUUCCAAUAGUGCCUUCAUCCCCACAAUCAAUGCAAUCACAACAAGCCAGGACCUGCAGUGGAUGGUGCAGCCCACGGUCAUCACCUCCAUGUCCAACCCUUACUCUCGUUCCCACCCGUAUGGCCAUCAUCUGACCAACGGACCAGGGCUGCUGGGUCACAACACGCUGGCUCGACCCGGAGUCAUACGCUCCAUCGGCGACGCCAGAGGCCGACGCAAGCGAGACGAGCAGCUCACCCCAGAGGAGGAGGAGAAGAGGAGGGUAAGGCGCGAGAGGAACAAACUGGCCGCAGCUAAGUGCCGCAAUCGCAGGCGAGAGCUCACCGAGAUGCUGCAAGGGGAGACUGAGAAGCUGGAGGAGGAGAAGGCCGACCUGCAGAAGGAGAUCGAGAACCUGCAGAAGGAGAAAGACAAGCUGGAGUUCAUGCUCGUCGCUCACAACCCUGUGUGCAAGCUGCCCCUCUCCGAGCGCCACCAGCCCUCGGCGCAGCAGCAGCAGUGCAACCUGCUCCCGCUGUCCAUGCGCCCCGGCGUGGGCUCCAGGGCUCAGAUGAGCCAAGUGGUGGUGAAGCAGGAGCCGGACGACGCAGACGAAGGUUUGAACAAACCGCAGCGCUCCGUCAUCAAGCCCAUCUGCAUCAGUGGCGGCGGCUUGUACUGUCCAGACGGAGACAGCCUGAACACGCCUGUGGUGGUGGCCUCCACCCCAGCCACGACACCUAAUGCCCCCAACCUCAUAUUUACCUACCCCAACAUGUUGGAGCCGGAGAGCCCCUCACCCUCCUCCGAGUCCUGCUCCAAGGCCCACCGGCGGAGCAGCAGCAGCGGCGGGGAUCAGUCCUCCGACUCCCUCAACUCCCCCACCCUCCUGGCCCUCUGAGUGGAGGAGGCAGCCGACGCCAGGAAGUAACACUGUGGUCAAACCCCAGGGUCAACUGCCCCUUUACCCCCCUCCUGUGUUUUUGAAGCACAUUCAAAAGUCUGGACCAAGUCGACUGCGUGAGCCGUCUCCCCUCCGGGUUUGAAGGAGGGGGGGGGCAAUAAGUACCACGCCACAACCCCCCCACCCAAGGUGUGCAACAACCCUAAAGCAUCAUCCUGUCACCAUUUCAACUCCAGGGGUCAUCAUGUUUACAGACGAUUCUGAAGAAACCUGCCUGAACGUACGCGGCAAUCAUGACUGACGGGACCACAGAACAACUCUUUCCUAGAUUUUUAUUGACUUUAUCCUAAAAGCCAUGUUGUUGACACUUGCACUCUGCCAAAACGAAUAAAUGAAUAAAUCACUAAGCGAGGCCGGCAUUUUUGCUGGAGUUUUAUGGAGAAACAAAGACGUCGUCUUGGCUGUUUUUUCAUUGAGAUUUGUCUUUUCCUGUCGAUAUUGAGACUAUAGGCUCUGAGAGUGUGUAGACUUUUCUGCUGUUUUCUCCAUGACUUUCAGUGUAUUUAUGGCCUGUGCUAAUGGAGUUUCAAAACUGUUUUGUUGUUCUCUUCUUCAAUCCGCCUGUAGAAAAGCAGUUUGAGCCGAGCCCUCCUCAGUGUUGGGGAAAGAAACCCUUCAGCACUUCCUGUUCCGCCUUAGUGGCUUGACUUUCCAGUAGUAUUGUGUGCUUUUCCUCAGCGAUUCUGUAUCUGAACUUUACGACCUGUUUUUUGACAAAGUGUACGUGAUUUACAUUGAUGUCAGGGACGGUGUUUGGUGUGUCUUGAAGAGCGCGGCAGAGUUUCUGGCUGUUCCAGAGGCGGUGCGGCGAGCAGCAGCAGCCGCCGCCGCCACCUCGGACAGUUCUGUACGUUUGAACAAAACCUUCCUUCUGCGCAAAACAUCUUUGUUUUCCAAACAUCUCACUCUGGUUCAGCGCUCCAUCUUGGGGGCCAGGCAGGUCUCAAGAAGCCAAAAAUAAGAUUCUUGUAAAUCCUGUGAUUUGUGUGUCUGUGUCUAAAAGGAGGAUUUUGCUCAAAUCAGGAGAAGCCUCUGUGGUCCAGACUGUCGCCACUCGCCAAUGAUGUCAACCCUCUUCUGCAGUGUUUGUAUUUCAGUCUGUUUUUUUUUAGAAAAGAGUGGGAAAAUCUCCUUUAGAUGUUCUGAUUUGGGGGUCCAGCCAUCGACACAAAGCUCAGCUGGAUCAGAACCCAACACAAGAGAGGAUGAAGACCAUAAACUGCAUCAAGGAGUGGAAGCCAACAACCUUUUCAAAGAGGUUUAAACGCCACGCACUACGAAGGGCAGACCGGUGAAAUUUGAAUCUUGUCCUUUUGUUUACUUGAGACAUUUCAAUGAAUCUACCGUCAGGUUUGCUUGAACCCUUUCUGUGAUCAGCGGGGAAGAAAGUUGCGCUGGAUGCAGAAACUGCAUUUCUUUUGCAAUUCAACACAAGCUGCUACUUGUUUGGGAGAAACACAGACACACACAUGCUGGGUGUUUCUAUUGGGGUGUAAUGUGACUAGCUGUUAUCGGGGCCCCCCAGCCUGCAGGACGGCCCCAACGCAGCACUCUGUCUGCAUGCUGGAAUUCUAUGGAGCCCUUCAACACACAUAGGAAAGCCAUGGACUGUAGAUCUUCUGCUCUACAUGUCACCUGUUGUCUGUUCUACUGUUAAUUUUUUUUUUUCAAAUGCUUUAACUGUUUCAAAUAAUUCAAAAUGAGUAAAAACAGCAAUAUGUAAAGCAGUGUUUGUUAAUUUAAAAGAUAAAUGAUAAUAAAAUAAUUUUCAACUUGGAA